This is a messenger RNA of Mycotypha africana, 1362 nucleotides long. Its product is annotated as serine/threonine-protein phosphatase PP1. Gene Ontology annotation, molecular function: protein serine/threonine phosphatase activity. The coding region runs from base 258 to 1229 and encodes 323 amino acids. The record is from RefSeq and is a predicted model, not a curated record. The transcript has 4 exons. NCBI's taxonomy places the organism in Eukaryota, Fungi, Mucoromycota, Mucoromycetes, Mucorales, Mycotyphaceae. Gene Ontology annotation, cellular component: nucleus; cytoplasm.
CGCGCUUUAUAUCAAAGAUACUGUCAAGCAACGUGCAACAGAUGAAAAUUAAUCGAAAAUAGAGGUGUACCAAGCAGUGAAACAGGGGCGCGGAGCAUACAUUCUUAAGGAAACAUACAUACAUGCAUACAGACAACUACUCGCUGCGCAUUUACACUUGCAUUUUAUGGUUCUUUUAUAAAGAAGCUGAAUUAAAGACAACGAAUAAUGAACUCAUUUGACGAUUGUUUCUAUCUUACUCUUUCUCCGAUAGUACCAUGUCUGAAUUUGCUGAUGUUAAUGUGGACUCUAUUAUUGAAAGAUUAUUAGAAGUCAGAGGGAAUCGACCUGGCAAACAAGUUCAAUUACACGAAAAUGAAAUCAGAUAUCUCUGUAUAACAGCCCGUGAUAUCUUUAUGAGUCAACCCAUUUUAUUAGACUUGGAAGCUCCUAUCAAGAUCUGUGGCGAUAUCCAUGGUCAAUACUAUGAUCUUUUGCGACUGUUCGAAUAUGGUGGCUUCCCCCCAGAAUCCAAUUAUCUUUUCAUGGGUGAUUAUGUUGAUCGAGGCAAACAAUCGUUAGAGACAAUUUGCUUAUUGUUGGCAUACAAAAUCAAAUAUCCUGAAAACUUCUUUAUCUUGCGUGGUAAUCAUGAAUGUGCCAGUAUCAAUCGUAUUUAUGGUUUCUAUGAUGAAUGCAAACGAAGAUAUAACAUUAAAUUAUGGAAGACAUUCACAGAUUGCUUCAACUGCUUACCAAUUGCUGCUUUGGUGGAUGAAAAGAUAUUUUGUAUGCAUGGUGGUCUAUCUCCUGACCUUCAAAGCUUUGAACAAAUCCGUAGAGUGAUGAGACCGACUGAUGUACCCGAUACAGGUCUCUUGUGUGAUCUUUUAUGGGCAGAUCCCGACAAAGAUAUUCAAGGAUGGAGUGAGAACGAUCGUGGUGUUUCUUUCACAUUUGGGCCUGAUAUUGUAUCUAAAUUCUUACAGAAGCACGAUAUUGAUCUUAUUUGCCGAGCACAUCAAGUGGUAGAAGAUGGUUACGAAUUCUUCUCAAAACGUCAAUUAGUCACUAUCUUUUCUGCACCGAAUUAUUGUGGUGAAUUUGAUAACGCGGGAGCAAUGAUGAGUGUCGACGAGUCAUUGAUGUGUUCAUUCCAGAUCCUUAAACCUGCGGAAAAGAGAGCCAAAUAUGCUGGUUAUGGUGGGAAUAAGAAUGGACAGAAAGGAAAGAAGAAGAAUAAUGCAUAAAUAUGAACGAAGCAAUCCUUAAUAAUAAAAAAAAAAAAAAAAAAAGAAAAAACUCCAUAUGAAUAUUGCAACCUCAUGUUUUUCUUUUACAUCAACUGGGUGCGCACAUGCAAUUCUUAUGUACACAAGGGCU